UUCAGUAAUCAGUUGAUGAUUUGACUUUUGAUUACUGCAUUUGAGAUGCGAAUAAUUGUGUACAUUUUAUAAUUUUGUUUUUAACAAAACUUAUAUUCCCAGUUCAGUAAAUAUGGAGGAAGGAAACUCAAUAAUCUAUGGACUUGAACAUCAGACCAGAGCCCUGUCACCACAAUAUGGCGAAAGUGAUGCUAUACGGUUCCUUAUUGGCACGCAGAGCUUGAAGCCUAACACCAAUCAAGUGCAUGUUGUUGAGCUGGAGGAGGACACAGGAGCUCUGCAUACUAAGGUAUUCAAACAUGACAUCGGGGAGAUAUGGCAUUUACGCUGCUCGCCUCACGAUGCCGCCACGCUCAUCACAACUCAUAAUUCCUACGACCUUGAUACAUGCCAGUGUACGAUGGGAGUUUCUAUUUUUAGGCUUCCUUCUAUUGAGGUAAUACCAAAAGACCUUGACGAUCUCAGUGCAAUGCAAAAUCGGAAUGCAGAAGAUAUGGAAUUAUUGAAAACGAUUACACCGGAAAAACCCGAAGAAGAAAUACGCUGCGCCGAAUGGCAUCCGACGGACGCCAACCGUAUCGGCAUCGUAUUAGACAACUACGUCAGCAUUCGGGACUCGAGUACCGGCGAGCAAGUGGCCAGUGUCGCACCGGAGGGCAGAACCAGGCUCAAGUUCACCGGCGGCAAGUGGAGUCCGCAGGGGCACAGUCAGUUCACAGUACUCCAGGACACGCAUAUAAAAUGUUUUGACACACGGACGGACUGCAGUAAGCCCGCGUGGAACAUUGAAAGUGCACACCGACAAUUGGCCAGGGAUAUAGACUUCAAUCCGAACAGACAAUUCCACUUAGCGAGUGCUGGAGACGACGCCGCUCUUAACAUAUGGGACUACAGACACGGGAAGGAGCCUAUAUUCAGCAGGACUGAUCACUCGCAUUGGGUAUGGACAGUGCGGUACAACACGUACCACGAACAACUGCUGUUGACCGGCAGCUCUGAUGCCAGGGCUCUGCUGACAGCUGCUGCCAGCAUCUGCGACGUGGACGACGAUGGAAAACGACUCAGCCAAGUCUUAGAAGACGGCGUGCUACAAUCGUACGAGCAACACGAGGACUCUGUUUACUGCGCCGAGUGGAGCGCCGCGGAGCCCUGGACCUUCGCCUCGCUAAGCUACGAUGCGAGGCUAGUGCUGUCCAGAGUUCCCAGGCACUUUAAAUAUAAGAUUCUAUUGUAAUUAAGUAACUUUAUAAUUUAACUCUUUAAUAAUAAACGUAUAUUUGGUAACA
This is a messenger RNA of Pararge aegeria (speckled wood butterfly), 1286 nucleotides long. Its product is annotated as EARP and GARP complex-interacting protein 1. NCBI's taxonomy places the organism in Eukaryota, Metazoa, Arthropoda, Insecta, Lepidoptera, Nymphalidae. Gene Ontology annotation, molecular function: protein binding. Gene Ontology annotation, biological process: protein ubiquitination. The coding region runs from base 113 to 1234 and encodes 373 amino acids. The transcript has 9 exons. The record is from RefSeq and is a predicted model, not a curated record.